Molecule: messenger RNA, 1080 nt
Organism: Acomys russatus (golden spiny mouse)
Lineage: Eukaryota; Metazoa; Chordata; Mammalia; Rodentia; Muridae
Product: translin-associated protein X-like
Cellular component (GO): cytoplasm; nucleus
Molecular function (GO): RNA binding; RNA endonuclease activity; sequence-specific DNA binding
Source: RefSeq, a predicted model, not a curated record
AUGAGGGAUGAUGAUGAUGAUGACGACGACGACGAUGAUUAUUCUUGUUUUUGGGGGAGAUUUCAAAACUGUAGUCAAAUUGAAGCAGUUCAUCUCAGCAUGAGGCUGUGGAUGUCAGCGGUGGCCUCUCGGCGACGCAAGGGCCUCUGCGCUGAUAAACCCAUGCACGGGCUCCCUUGGCGCUCUCCCCUCGGCAUCCGGUGGCUGCGAUCCCUGCAUCCCUGCGAGCUGAGGCCCCUGCACCGUGAGCGGCAAAGGAGGACUAGGGUGGGGGGCUUCAGGAAGAGGAAACAUGACAACUUCCCGCAUAGCCAGCGGAGGGAAGGGAAGGAUGUCAGUUCGACUUCGCCCGUGAUGCUGGCCUUCAAAUCAUUUCAGCAGGAGCUGGACGCGAGGCACGACAAAUACGAGAGGCUUGUGAAGCUAAGCCGGGACAUUACUGUUGAGAGUAAGAGGACGAUUUUUCUUCUCCAUAGGAUUACAAGUUCUCCUGAUAUGGAGGAGAUACUGACGGAAUCAGAAACUAAACUGGAUGGUGUCAGGCAGAAAAUACUACAGGUAGCCCAAGAGCUCUCGGGAGAAGAUAUGCACCAGUUCCACAGGGCUGUCACCACAGGACUGCAGGAGUAUGUGGAAGCUGUCUCUUUCAAACACUUCAUCAAGACUUGCUCACUAAUCAGUAUGGAGGAGAUUAACAAGCAGUUGACGUUUACAACAGAAGACAGUGGGAAAGAAAGCAAGACCCCUUCCUCUGAGGGACAAGAUAAGCAGCUUGUUAUGUGGAGACUGAAUGUCACACUUGUUGACUACCUGCUGGGAGUGGCCGACUUCACUGGAGAACUGAUGCGAAUGUGCAUCAACAGCGUGGGGAAUGGGGACAUUGACACUCCCUUUGAAGUGAGCCAGUUUCUACGCCAGGAUUAUAAUGGGUUCUCUUUCAUCGGCAACACUGGGCCCUAUGAGGUGGAGAACGCGUGCUACGCCCUUAAAGUCCGGGGCUCCGAGAUCCACAAGCACAUGCUUGCAGAUGUGUUUUCAGUUAAGACAGAGAUAAUCGAUCAGGAAGAGAGCAUUUCCUAA